GCACGCUGGGGGAGGGGCCGCGCUGCCCUCCCCCCCCCCGCCCGGCCGAGGGGGAGGGGCUGCUCCUCAGGGGGCUGCGGGGGGGGGCGGCCUGGCUGGGGGGGCUCCUGCGGGGGAGACCCCCCCCCAAAACAGAGCCAGCCCCAAACUCGGACGGGGGAGGGGCUGAGGACCCCCCCGAAGACCCCCUCGAAGACCCCCUCGAAGACUCCCUCGAGGACCCCCCCAAAUUUUUGGGGUACCCCGAAGGAUUUCGGCCCCUGCGGAGCGAGGGCCCCCCCGCGAUUUUUGGGGAAAUUCCCCCAAAACCCCCCCGGGACCCCUUCAUGUCCCCCCUGCUGGCCCCGGACUCGCUGCUGAGGGGGCUCCCCCCCGUGCACCUGGUG
Messenger RNA from Passer montanus (Eurasian tree sparrow), 386 nucleotides. RefSeq names its product hormone-sensitive lipase-like. Lineage: Eukaryota; Metazoa; Chordata; Aves; Passeriformes; Passeridae. The record is from RefSeq and is a predicted model, not a curated record. The transcript has 2 exons. The annotation marks the transcript as partial.